Messenger RNA from Trichechus manatus latirostris (Florida manatee), 4082 nucleotides. RefSeq names its product fukutin related protein (gene FKRP). Lineage: Eukaryota; Metazoa; Chordata; Mammalia; Sirenia; Trichechidae. The transcript has a single exon. Bases 1 to 1488 code for a protein of 495 amino acids. The record is from RefSeq and is a predicted model, not a curated record. Gene Ontology annotation, cellular component: Golgi apparatus. Gene Ontology annotation, biological process: protein O-linked glycosylation via mannose.
AUGCGGCUCACCCGCUGCCAGGCUGCUUUGGCGGCCGCCAUCACUCUCAACCUCCUGGUCCUCUUCUACGUCUCAUGGCUGCAGCACCAGCCCAGGAACUCCCGGGCACGGGGCCCCCGUCGUGUGUCAGCCACCAGCCCCCGUGUCACCAUCCUGGUGCGGGAAUUCGAGGCCUUUGACAACGCUGUCCCCGAGCUAGUGGACUCCUUUCUGCAGCAGGACCCAGCUCAGCCAGUGGUGGUAGCAGCCGACACUCUCCCCUACCCGCCCUUGGCCCUGCCCCGCCUCCCCAACGUCCACCUGGCACUGCUCCAGCCCGCCCUGGACCGGCCCGCCGCUGCCUCCCGUCCCGAGACCUACGUGGCCACCGAGUUCGUGGCCCUGGUGCCUGAUGGGGCAAGGGCUGACGCACCAGGCCAGCUAGAGCGCAUGGUGGAGGCGCUCCGGGCGGGAGGCACCCGCCUGGUGGCCGCCCCCAUCGCCACGGCCAACCCCGCGCGGUGCCUGGCCCUGAAUGUCAGUCUGCGGGAGUGGACGGCCCGCUAUGGCCCAGCCCCUGCUGCACCCCGCUGCGAUGCCCUGGACGGGGACGCCGUGGUGCUCCUGCGUGCGCGCGACCUCUUCAACCUCCCUGCACCCCUAGCCCGGCCGCUAGGCACCAGCCUCUUCCUGCAAACGGCUCUCCGCGGCUGGGCGGUGCGGCUGCUGGAGCCGCCCUUCGCGGCCGCGCUCCAGCCCCCGCUGGCCACGGCCCACGCGCGCUGGAAGGCGGAGCGCGAGGAGCGCGCGCGGAGGUCUGCGCUGCUGCGGACGCUGGGAAUCCGCCUGGUCAGCUGGGACGGCGGGCGGCUCGAGUGGUUCGGCUGCAGUAAGGAGACCACGCGGUGCUUCGGAACGGUGGUGGGGGACACGCCGGCCUACCUGUACGAGGACCGCUGGACGCCGCCGUGCUGCCUGCGCGCGCUGCGUGAGACGGCCCACUACGUGGUGGGCGUGCUGGAGGCGGCCGGAGUGCGUUAUUGGCUGGAGGGUGGCUCGCUGCUGGGCGCGGCCCGCCACGGGGACAUCAUCCCGUGGGACUACGACGUGGACCUGGGCAUCUACCUGGAGGAUGUGGGCAACUGCGAGCAGCUGCGCGGGGCUGAGGCAGGCUCGGUGGUGGACGAGCGGGGCUUCGUGUGGGAGAAGGCUGUGGAGGGCGACUUCUUCCGCGUGCAGUACAGCGAGAGCAACCACCUGCACGUAGACCUGUGGCCGUUCUACCCCCGUAACGGCGUCAUGACCAAGGACACGUGGAUGGACCACCGGCAGGACGUUGAGUUCCCCGAGCACUUCCUGCAGCCUCUUGUGCCCCUGCCCUUCGCCGGCUUCGUGGCCCAGGCACCCAACAACUACCGCCGUUUCCUGGAGCUCAAGUUCGGCCCUGGGGUCAUAGAGAACCCCGAGUACCCCAACCCGGCCCUCCGGAGCCUGGCAGGAGGCGGCUGAAGUCAGGGGAGCAUUCAGGCACGGAAAGCUGUCUUUUGGGGUUUUUCUGGGUGUGGAGAAGCUUUGUUUGAUUGGGUGGUGGGAAUGGGGAGAGAAACUGACAGAAAGAAAUACAUAAAUCAUAGGAAGGGCACAAGAGAGAAGGCUGGCUUUAGCUGGAGGCGAGAACAAGGCUGAGAUGCUCAAAUGAAAGUGGCCCUGCCGCUCGUGAACGAUGGAUACAUGUAGGUGCAUCCUGGAUCGUCCUAGGAAUUGGGGUACCACUGGCAUUUGGUGGACGGGGACAGGAUGCCAAGCCGCCCUGCAGGGUCCAGCAUAGCCCCCACCAAAGAUGCUAAGAGGCCUCCAUCCGGGAUCUGGAUGAAGAAAUGAUACCCGCAUCUGCUGCUCCAGAAACCCAGGGCACAGCCUGCACAGGGUUGGGAAGGAGUGUGGAAUCCGGGUCAGGCUGCGAGAUUCUGGUCCUCCCUGUGUGACUUGCUAGUUAAGUGGGCCUAGGCGAGUGCUUCCAUUUCCUCCAGGUUCAGCGAGUGCCCUCGGUGUCUAGCACACAGUGAACUGCCAGGACUCUUGACUGCUGAGAUUGUUUUGCCCACUAGAGGGCGCCUCUAUUCUGCUCCUAAUGGCCCAGUGGGGAUGCCAGGUGGAACCAUAAGCUCAGGUCCUGUUUCCACAGCCAACGCGUCUCUUGAACCUUUGGUCUUCUCUCUAAGCCCCUCUGGAAGGUGGGGCAUCGAUGACCGUCUCUCCUUUUUCUUCAGAGGGAUGCGGAAUGCAAUCUUCUUGGAGAGGAGGGCAGCCUUUCUGAGGCGUUGCUGUGGUGAAGAACAGGGGCUCUGGAUCUUGGCCCCACUCCUUUUUAACUGUUACCUCAUUUUAGCUCUCUGCGCCUGUUUCCCCACUUACAAGUCGUGGUAACCAAUAAUCAUAGCUCAUACUUAGUGAGCACUUACUGGGUACAGGCUUUGUUCUCAGCGUUGUGUGUGGAUUAACUGAUUUAUCCCUCACCUCAAGCCUCCGAGGUGAGAGCUGCUAUUAUUCCUAUCUUACAGAUGAGGAAACUGAGGCCAGAAUGGUGAAGUCACUUGCACAAGGUCAGCUUAGGAAGUGGCAGAGCAGGGACUUGAACCCAGACUGUCAGGCUAUGGAGCCUACACUGUUAACUCACCUACUAUGCCCCUCUUUGGAGUCCCCGGGUGGUGCAUAUGGUUAACAUGCUUGGCUGCUAACUGAAAGAAAGGUUGGAAGUUCAAGUUCACCCAGAAGUGGCUUGGAAGAAAGGCCUGGCGGUCUACUUCUGAAAAAAAUCAGCCAUUGAGAACCCUAUGGAGCACAGUUCUACUCUGACACACUUGGGGUGACUGUGAGUCGGAGUCAACUUGACGGCCACUGGUUUAUGCCCCCCUCUAGUAAUGGUAAAGAAGUCCUGGUGGUGCAAUGGUUAAGCACUCAUCUGCUAACCAAAAGGUUAGAGGUUUGAACCCACCCAGUGGCCCCAUGUGAGAAAGACCUGGCAAUCUGCUCCUAUAAAGAUUAUAGCCUAGAAAAUCCUAAGGGCAGUUCUUCUCUGUCACAUGGGGUUGACAUGAGUCGAAAUCAACUUGAUGACACCUAAUAGCAACUAGUAAUGGUACACAAGAGGGGCUUUUGGGAGGCCAGACAACUUAGCAGGUGAAAGCAGUGGCGUCUUUUUUUGAUCAUGCACGUAAGAGUAAAUACCCCCAGUAUGUGUAUAAUUAUUUAUGAUUCAUAUACAUGCACGACCAUCAGUCUGUAUAUUAGGUAUAAUAAAACUUAAAUUAUUCCAUCUUAAAGUAAAAAAUAAAUAUAAGUAGAGGCUCUUAUGUUUUGUUGCCCCAUCCCAGUGACUUGUCCUCACACCCCUUAGGUGUGUGCACCUGCCUUUGGAGACCACUGGUUAAAAACACAGGCUCUGAAGAGACAGGCCUGGUUCAAACCCCAGUGCUGCUGCUUCCUCCCAGUGGGAACUUGGGUCACCCCUGGCUCUCUGCACCUCCUGUUUGAAUCUGGGGAGAGGAUCUCUAGUGGCACAACAGGUAAGCGUUUGGAUGCUAACCAAAAGGUUGGUGGUUAGAACUCACCAGCCGCUCCAGGGAGAAAAGACCUGGUAAUCCACUCCCAUAAAGAUUACAGCCUAGAAAACCCUAUUGGACAGUUCUACUCUGUCCCAUUGCAAUAUGACUCAGAAUUGACUUGAUAACACCUGAGAACGGUGGGGGGAAUGAGAACGCUUACCCCACCUGGGGACUGUGAGGCACUUAGCGGUGAUGGGAUCAGGAGGCAGGGCUGGAUUUAAUCCUGGCCAGGCCACUACCUUCCUUUUUGAUCAUAGGCAAGUCGCUGCCUCUGAAACUAUAAGCUGAGGGGAUGGUAAUAUCGCAGAAUUGCCGGGAGAAUUUGGAUAGCUCGUACGUGCAAAGUGUAAAUUCCUUGAAGCAGUAGACACUUCGUAGCCCAGCAAGCAAGGAUGAGUAUUGGGCUAGUCUCCUGAGGCUCAGACUGCCAGAGCCUGGCUUCUUGUAGCCCAGCCUGUGCUUUUAACCACUGAACCCACAAAUCGUUCACGAAGAGAU